Molecule: messenger RNA, 6082 nt
Organism: Silurus meridionalis
Lineage: Eukaryota; Metazoa; Chordata; Actinopteri; Siluriformes; Siluridae
Gene: lrp8
Product: low density lipoprotein receptor-related protein 8, apolipoprotein e receptor
Exons: 19
Coding region: 115-3057 (980 amino acids)
Molecular function (GO): calcium ion binding; protein binding
Source: RefSeq, a predicted model, not a curated record
UAGCAGCAGCAGCAGCAGCCGCACGGUGGAGGAGGAACCGAGGAACUGAGGGAGCUGAGAGCAGGGCUGGGCUUUUUCCCCUUCCAUAUGAGCGCAGCGUCUCCAGCUUGAAGAAUGCGGACAGGACUAGGAAAACUCCUGCUUUUACACGUGUUCCUCAUGGAGACUUUUUAUAGCAGAGGGAUUGAACCAGCUUGUGAGACGGGACAGUUCCGGUGUAAGAACGGCAGGUGUAUUCCUACACCGUGGCGGUGCGACGACGACGACGACUGCGCGGACAACAGCGACGAGGAGCACUGCCUGAAGACCACAUGUUCUACAACAGACUUUACCUGUAAGAAUGGGCAGUGUGUGCCAGGUCGCUGGAAGUGUGACGGAGAGCCUGAAUGUCUAGACGGAUCUGACGAGUCUGACUCUACAUGCAAUCAGCAGACAUGUCCACCUGAUAAGUUUGGUUGUGGAGGCACGACAAACAAAUGCGUGUCUCUUUCGUGGCGCUGUGACAGAGAGCUGGAUUGUGAAAACGGAGCGGACGAGGAACACUGCGCAGCCGAUGCGAAAGUUUGUCCAUCGAAAGAGUUCCUGUGUCGCAACGGCAUGUGCGUGGCCCCAGUAUUUGUCUGUGAUGGUGACGAUGACUGCGGAGACAACAGCGAUGAAGAGAAGUGCACAUUAGUCCCAGCCACCACAUGCAGCCCUCAGGACUUCCGCUGUAACAACUCGGAGUGUAUCCCGGCCCUGUGGAGCUGCGACGGCGACCCUGACUGCAGAGAUAAAUCAGACGAGGCGGCAGAGCGUUGCAACAGCAGGAACGAGCCGAAGAAGCCGGGCUGCGCAGCUGGAGAGUUCCGGUGUGGCAGCGGAGAGUGCAUCCAUCUCAACUGGAAAUGUGAUGGUGACCCAGACUGCAAGGACAAGUCCGAUGAGACAAACUGUCCCCUGCUCACCUGCAGACCGGAUCAGUUUCAGUGUGGUGACGGCUCCUGCAUUCAUGGCACUAAGCAGUGUAACCACGUGCACGAUUGUCCCGACUUCAGUGACGAAGCCGGCUGUAUCAACAAGACUACGAAAUGCGAAGGGCCGCUGAAGUUCAUGUGUAAUAACGGAGAGUGUAUUGACAGCAACAGGGUGUGUGACAGCAACAAGGACUGUAAAGACUGGUCGGACGAGCCUAUGAAGCAGUGUGGCCUCAACGAAUGUGCCAGUAACAAUGGCGGCUGCUCUCACAUAUGCAGGGAUCGGCAGAUAGGCUAUGAGUGUGAUUGUCCCUCAGGUUACACAUUGCUGGAUCAGAGGACUUGUGGAGACAUAGACGAAUGUGAGAAUCCAGACGCCUGCGGUCAAAUAUGUGUCAACUACAAAGGUGCCUACAAGUGUGAAUGCUACGAGGGUUAUGAAUUAGAUCCUGUUUCCAACACGUGCAAAGCUGUGGGUCAAAGUCCAUAUCUGAUGUUCACCAACCGUCAUGAGAUCCGGAGAAUUGACCUGGUGAGGAGGGACUACAAGCAGGUGGCACCAACCCUGAAAAACGCUGUGGCACUGGAUGUGGACGUCACGACAAACAAGAUGUACUGGUGUGACCUUUUCCAUCGCAAGAUCUUCAGCGCAUAUAUCAACAAAGCGAUUAACUCAUCUGAGCAGGUCACACUCAUCGAUUCAGCACUACAUUCCCCAGAAGGUAUCGCUGUCGAUUGGGUCCACAGUAACAUCUACUGGACUGAUUCUGGACACAAAUCCAUCUCCGUUGCUACUACUGACGGCAAAAAGAGAAAAGUGCUGGUUGACAGCGAUCUGAGUGAACCUCGGGCGAUUGCUCUUGAUCCCAGACAAGGGUUUAUGUACUGGUCAGACUGGGGGACACAAGCUAAAAUCGAGAAGGCUGGACUGAAUGGCGUGGACCGCCAGGUGCUGGUGUCAGAGAGAAUCGAAUGGCCUAAUGGAAUUACUUUAGAUUUGUCCAAUAGACGCCUGUACUGGGUAGACUCCAAACUGCACCACAUUUCCAGCGUGAAUCUGAACGGAGAUAAUCGAAGAGUUCUGCUCUCAUCUACAGAGCACCUGGGCCACCCGUUCGCCCUCACGCUGUUUGAGGAUCGUGUAUAUUGGACAGAUCUGGAGGAUGAGGCAAUCUACAGUGUGAACCGACUGACAGGGCAUGAUAUAUCCAUGCUGGCACAACACCUGAACAGCCCGCUGGACGUGGUGGUGUUCCAUGAGCUCCGGCAGCCCAAAGCACCAGACAGCUGUAAUAUGGGGAGUUUGCCCAACGGAGGUUGUGAGUACCUGUGCCUGAGAGCACCGCAGAUCACAGAGCACUCGCCCAAAUACACAUGCGCCUGUCCCGAUGAUGCUGAGCUCGGCCCAGACAUGCGCCGCUGUGUUGCAGUACCAAAGCAUAAAACUACAACGUCUCCUUCUACAACUGAGCCUUCUACACCCUCCACACCUUCAUCAGCCACUCCAACUACCACCAGUACAGCAUCAUCUACUCCAAGUGUAACCAGUGAUUUAAGCUCGACUGCUCCUUCUACCAAACACAGCACCACAGCAUUAUCUCCGCUCACCACAACAACUUCCCCCACCGUAUAUUCAACUCCAUCACCAUCAUUCACAACAAGCAGCGCUCAGAGCAGCACCACACCAUCAUUGCAACAACCUGUUUCUACCCAGAACACAACAGCCAGCAGCCAAACACCCAAAACUACCACUGUCUCUCAAAAAGCGGGACCAAAAAGUGGGGACAGCAACCAUUCACAUCGCGCAGCAAGCGGUCACUUCCUUCUAGGUAACAACAUCACCGUGGCAGUUCUGGGUGUCGUCAUCCCUAUAGUUCCUAUCCUUGCCACAGUGGUCCUCACCCUGGCGUGCACCGGAGGCUACCUGGUCUGGCGCAACUGGAGGCGGCGCAACACCAAGAGCAUGAACUUCGACAACCCGGUGUACCGCAAGACCACCGAGGAAGACGACGAUGAGAUCCACAUCGGACACAGCGAACAGAUCGGCCACAUCUACCCAGCUCGCGUGGCACUCAGUGUGGAAGAUGACGAAUUACCCUGAGGUUGUUUUCUCCUCCCCUCGCUCCCUCCAUCCCUGUGUCCAUCCAUCCACUUGUUUGGGGCCCUAGGUCUGGUGGGGAAACUGCAGCACUGCACAACAAGAGAGAGAGAGAGAAGGACACACACACACACACAAAAUACGUGCUCUCUGUGGUGUGGAUUUGUUCUUUAGAGGCUGUGUAGCUCCUCUCCCUGAUUAGAAACUAACACUAACCUGUAGGUCUUCAGGCUCCUCUCUGUAUUACUGCAUGUCCAGUGGGAGUGCUAAUAAUUAUUCCCCUUUAAUUAUGACUAACUUUAUACAGCGCUGCUUCAUUAGAUGAGAUUUUUGCUUUAAACUUGCAAAGUGUGUGGGCUGCGGGAGCAGAAGUGUGUGUGUGUGUGUGUGUGUGUGUGUGUGUGUGUGUGUGUGAGUGUGUGAGUGUGUGAGUGUGUGAGUGUGUGAGUGUGUGAGUGUGUGCGUAUGACAACACAGACUCUGGCUAAUCUGCUUGGUUAGCAUUGGACCAUUUUAAGAUGAAGACUGUUUUUGGAGAUGGUGAACAAAUAAUUCAUUCAACACUGCAACACUGCAAAUCUUUUCAUGCAACACCACAGUAUAUUAUGGGAUGUCUGCAGGCAGGUCCUACAUUAAAUUCGAAAGGAAGACAUAUAGAUAAGACAAAUGGCCAUGUGAUGUCUUGCAGCAGUCUUCUAGCAGCACAACAGCUGCAUUUAGAUAGAUGUCUUCCCUACGUAAUGGAUUCAGAGAGAGGGUAAAGGAUCUAAGGAUUUUUGUAUUUGAGGUUGGUUUUGUAAACGUGUCUUUAGAAAACCCAUAACAGAGCUUCCAUUAGCCAAAACAUGUCGCUCUUCCCAGUCUAAUCAUCAACAUACACAGACAAAAGUACACUUCCCUGGUCCUUUCUCCUAAAGCAUACUCUGCUCUCAAGGUGUCAUAUACACAAAGUGCUGGAAUUUCAAGUACAUGCGGCAUGCGUUAUGACACACCCAAUAGCCAAGUAAGUUUUUUUCUAAUCCGUUAUACCACAGCUCGGGUAAAUUGUCAAAUCAAAAGUUUUUUCUAUUGAUUUUUAUGUGAAUAUUUAUAUAUGAUAUAUGACUGUAACAAUAUUUUCUAAUAUGUUAAAUAUGGUACAGCUCAUGUACAGGAAAUGUGCGACUCUAAUUUUGCUCCACAUUAUCUAACCCUAAUGAAAAAAGCAUUGAAUUUAUGGGGGAAUUUUAAAUAAAUAAAAAAGUAAAAGAAUAGCUUUUAAUAGCAUAUUAUAGAAUGUCAGUGCUUUAUAAACUUUAGUAAUUUAGCUAGCACAUGAGUUAAUUUUGUUACUGUUACUUCACAGAUUUAAAUCUGAUCAAUAUAUACAAUUGUUUGCUUUGCUUUGUUUGCAAAAAAUUGUCUUCAUGUUUAAGUUAAAAUCUCUUAUGGAGAAACCAGAAAGUGCAAAAUCCAUUGUCAUUCCCAGAUGUUCUUUAACAUUAAUUGUAACUAUAAUAGUUAAAAAACAUAAAAUCUGGGUUAUAAAUGAAUCAAUUAAAAAAAAAAAAAAGGUUGGCAAGUCGCUGUGGUAUAGGAAUAUUAUAAAACACCUAGUCCAGUGCUUGAAUGGCCUUUGUUUUCUUUAACAGCAGCAGGAUAUUUCACUAUGUGAAUAUCACUUUACUUCUCUGUGUUUCCACUACCUCAUUCAAAACAUUCACUUCACUAGAAGGGUUAGUCACAUCAUCAGCACACAUGGCCAAGGAUACAUUUUCAUGGAUAUAACUUUCGACUCAAAAUAUCAAAGCUCAACAGAUAAAAAGGAAGAAGGGACGUCGAUUUGAGCGGAAAUGACCAGUCAAUAGAGUUCACAUUUCUUUUUCACAGAUUACAUUUAGCGUUACCUAUUACACAGCAUUGCUGAUCUUUUGUACCUGUAGCGUGUGUCUUUCACUUGGAAACAUAGAUAUUAUUUCAUUUAAGGUGCAUAAAUGCAGAGUAAAUCGUUUUUAAAAAGUAAAGUGAUAAAGGUACACAAUAUGCACAUUUUCUAAGCAAAAGACAUGCCUACAUACUUAACUUUUUACGAUACCACUCUAAAAACAAGGAAAGGCUUUUUUUUUUUUUUUUCUUAUUGUUGGUCGGGACAUAUAUUUUGCCCUCAGAGUAGAAACAUAACAGCAGAGCUUCAGUUUUACUGAGUAGUUCAGGUCAAGAGAAAGUUUAAUAGGAACUGAGAAUUUGUCACAAAAAGUCCAGCGUUUAUAUGUAUAUAUAUUUACUGUGUCAGAGCUCUUAUAGCAGGCCACCCAAGAUCUUCCACUCCAAGCCAUGUAAACCAUAUGUUCAUUAAAUUGUGUUAGAUUAGAUGGUGUUGUCAUGCUGGAACAUGUUUGGGUUUCCUAGUUCAAAUGAAGGGGAAGUUAAUGCUACAGCAUUCAGAGGUAUGUCAUGUUAUUUAAGGUCAUUUUUGAAAAUAAAUACCAUUUCUGAGGUUUUCAUUUAUGCUGUGUUUGUCUUAGAUCUCUGACGGAACAAAAAGAAUGAAAUAUUAUUUAACUGGUCAAACACACAUGCUCUUUAAUCAGAUUUUAAACCAUUGAUGACAUUGAAUUUUCUUUUUUUCCAAACUAAUAGGAGAUUUUUUUAUCAAAUUAAAUCAAAUUAUAAUCAUUUUAAAGUAGAAUUAUUUUAAAUACAACAUUGACAUUUGUAAGUAUUUUUUACCAGUUCACCCAUGUUUCAAAAUCAGAUAUGAUUCUGCUAAUGUCAUGUAUUCAGCAAAACCAUGUUAUAUGAUGUCUUUGCAUUGCAUAAACUUUUCUCUUUACUUGAACCAGGAAACCUAAACCUGUUGCAGGUCAAUGCCUCUGUGCACAAAGCUCUAUGGAGAUAUGCUUUACAUACGUUGGAGUGAAAUCUUAAGAUCUCUAAUGGUCUGCUUUUGAGCUCUGAUCUCAACCCUACUGAGCACCUUUGGGAUGACUGAACCCCAGGUCUCCUCACUAUAUACAUACGUAUAUGUAUGUGUGUGUGUGUGUGUGUG